CACGUUUUAGGAUGUUGUAGUUGGGAGUCACCAAUAUUUACCCUCUUCGCCCAUUAUUUUACACAGCAUCUUAUCCGAGACUGACAAUGACGUUAUUUCACUUUGGAAACUGUUUUGCGCUUGCCUAUGUGCCAUAUUUGAUCACAUAUAAGUGUUCCGGACUGUCAGAGUAUAGUGCAUUUUGGAAAUGUGUUCAAGCAGGAUUCGCCUAUCUUUUUACACAGCUCUGCAAGAUGCUUGUGUUAGCUACAUUCUUUCCUGCCUCAGAUCCAAUCAGUGGUAGCUUAGACAUCCUGGGAGAAUUUAUGAAGGCGACAAUAGACAUAGCUGACUUAGUAGGGCUAUAUUUUGUAAUGACGAGUAUAGCUGGAAAAGGUGAAAUUAAGUUUAUGGUUGCUGGAAUGGGAUGGGCUACAGCAGAGUUGGUCAUGACCAGAUUUCUACCAUUGUGGUUUGGUGCACGGGGCGUUGAGUUUGACUGGAAAUAUAUUCAGAUGAGCUUUGAUUCAAAUAUCAGUUUGGUACAACACAUCACAACAGCUACGUUAGUGUGGUUAUGGGGUAGAAAUGAUUUACACAAAUCUUUACAACCUGUGGUAGUGACGUUAUUAGGACUCAGUUGUUACAGACCUCUCAUUGUGGAGAUUCUCAUCCAUGCUAUUGGGUUGGGUUCAUGGACAUUACUUCUGGCUAAAGCACUGUUCACUGGAUGCAUUGGAAUUGUAGGACUUCAGAUUUACAUCGGACUCGCACAUGCUGUAAACGCAAACAACUGAAGAGAGAUGACAAAUAUUAUAGUGGCAUAGAUAGAAGAUGAAAUCAUUUGAAGGGGGGGUAUAUUCCUGCAGUCGUCAGAACCAUCACCUCUGUGGAGCAAACCAUUCUACUAUAUAGGGGUGUCCUCAACACCUAGAAAUGUGACUGUAUAGUUGUAAAAGUGUUUCUGAAAAAAUGGGCAAGUGUGGUCUCUUGAAUAUUGACUCACAGAAGAAGAAGCUAUUGACUUUGCAGUUAUGUGUGGUAUUUGAGAACUUGUUUGUGGUCAAUAAAAAAUGUACAUCAGAGUGAGACGGUAUUUGUUACAAAUAAAAUAAAAGAAAAAAUAA
Messenger RNA from Saccoglossus kowalevskii, 1106 nucleotides. RefSeq names its product BOS complex subunit TMEM147-like. The record is from RefSeq and is a predicted model, not a curated record. Lineage: Eukaryota; Metazoa; Hemichordata; Enteropneusta; Harrimaniidae.